Messenger RNA from Protopolystoma xenopodis, 483 nucleotides. NCBI's taxonomy places the organism in Eukaryota, Metazoa, Platyhelminthes, Monogenea, Polystomatidea, Polystomatidae. The record is from the annotation of a GenBank genome assembly.
AUGGAGAAUGGCGUCUGUAAUCCUAAGCUAUCUGAUGCAGGACAAUACAUCACCCCUAUCACGCCAACUAAUGUCAGAUCCAGCGUCUCUCACGAGUCUCAUGGUUACAAACUUUGGAAAUAUGCUUUUAAAAGACUUAGAUCAGUUGACCUUGAUCCAUGGAAUGAUUUUACCUUAGGUCUUCCCGAGAUACCUGCCAUUAGACAUCGUUACAGUGCUAUCAAAAAGAAAUGGCUGCAUGAUAACAUCAAGGUGAAACUAGAAGCUAGAUCGUUCGACCAUGGGGCAAUGCGAGAAUGCUUUAGAAUGAAGAAACUACCUCAAUCAGGCUCACAUAUUGGGUCUUGGUCACAUGCUUCUAAUUAUGUAGCAAAAAGGUAUAUCAGUCGCACAAAUCGCCAGACCUAUUUUGAUGAUGUUCGACUCCAAAUGGAAGCCAAGCUUUGGGGAGAAGCUUUUAACAGACAGAAUCCCCCUAAAAAG